AGUGCUCAUACGCUCAACCAGAGACGAAUAGUUGGAGAUGCUACUUACACUGAUCAGACAUACAAAAGAAAAAUCAGCUUGUCAUGGAGAUGGGUGGCAGCGGCGCAGCACCCCAUCAGCGUCGAGAUUCUUGCUGUCUACAAUGCCAGCCAUUGCAUGGCUUGUGCUUAUAUAGAGAGGCAAACCAUAGGAGUUAAGCACCAUUGCAGCAAAAUUUCUUUUCUCUGAAUCUCUCUUCCGUUUCCAGAUACAUUUCCAGCCAUUGCUACCCAGCAGAACUUCUUUUCUCUCAAGACAAACCUCUCUUCACCUUCUGCUACCAUUGAAACAGUGUCCGAUGGUUUCAGGAGGUGUGUACGUGAGUACAAUAGCAUCGAGGAGGUCAUAUGCAGUCAAAUUAUCCUUUGCCAGAGCAACAAAGGUAAGCUGUGGAGCUCAAGCUCGAGCACUCUGUUGCACUUAUCGACAUCUGCAAUGCCAUACUAGAGAGCUUUUCUAAGCUCAAGACAAGCACUCAGGAAAUUGCAUUGGCUGCCAGAAAAGGAGAUGAUGCACCUAUUCAGGCCAAGAUACAGUUCUUCAUCCCGCUGACCAAGAUGGCAAAAAAACAGUGGAAGAAGAUCAAGAAGAAAUCUCCUUCAGCUGACUGGCUGGAGCAAGAGAGGUCGUUGCUUCAAUGCUUCAGUCAUCCACACAGACAGCCACUGAAGCAAAUUGCGAUGUCGAGUUAUAACAAGUGGUAUCUUGUCUCCAACAAGUUCCACAAGAAAAGACUUCCAUCCAACAAGGAGCAAUUAUGGAAACUGGAGUUUCGUUGUUCUUGAGGGCAGUGCUUGGACUUUCUUGAGAUUGAUCCAGAGCAGAGUUUCUUUUCCGAAUGCUCUAAGCUUGUACAUGGAUGAUACAUUGCCUAUGGUUCACUGUGAUUGGCACUCACCUUUUAGAGGAUAUGUUUAAUGUUUAUGCUGCUAAUAGCUUGGACAGCUACUUCAAGAAAAGAAAAAAGAAUUUGGAGCAUUGAACUAAGACUGGUCCAGAAAAUACAAUUACUCAGAAAUACUCAUCAUUACUGGCCGUCAUACAAGCUAAUAGCAAACUGUUCAAACCGAGUUUUGAAAUAUGUCACUGCAAGAUGGCCAUGUUAUUCAGAUGCCAUGUGUGUUACUCAGAAACAAGCAAAGGAUCCUUGUGCAGUGGAUCUUUCUAUGCAUAGCUACAGCAACCCAGCUCCAACACUCCAAGUUGACCAUGUAGGUAACAUGAGUUGGGCACUACAUAACACGUAUGCAACUACAAUUAAAAAAAUUAACACGGAACUAUGUCAACAUCCACCAACAGAGCAAACCGUCCGGCUGAUUCUUGUCGCCAAUUAAUGGAACAUUGACAACGUGAUAUCUCAUUGGAAGAAUAGCUGCUGCACUGAAGAAUUUGAACUACACAUGGGCAAAGAUACCAAAUGUCGCACCAGAUCUCACAAACUUGUAUACAAAACUGUGAAGAUGAGUUGGCAUGAUUCCUUGUGUCUACCAUUCGAAUGGCGAUGUAUCAUACAGUUCCUCUGUAUAAGUAGGCCUCAGAAGAAGGCUAAACACAUCAAACCGAAAGGUGCUCUCUCAUUCUCAUAUCUUCAAACCUCAAGUACUCAACACAUAGGAAAGAGUCUUAGCAACAGAUAUGGCUUGCCAUCUUAGAUCAGUUAGUUUGCCUUCUAGGCCUCACACCAAGGUUGAAGAGGAGCUGCACAGCCUAGAGGCAAGCAUCUCUUCAACCUCCAUGACCAUCGAGACAAUCUCUGAUGGUUUGAGGAGGCUUGGAGACAUCUACAGCAGCAUUGAAGAGAUCAUGUGCCUUCCUAGCAACCAAAUUUGCUCUUCCCAGCAAAGGAAGAUGUUGGAAGGUGAAACCGAGUGCUCCCUUGAGCUACUAGAUCUCUGCAACGCCAUGCAUGAGGACUUCACCGAGUUGAAGGCCAUUAUCCAGGAUCUGCAAGUGGCAACCAGAAAAGGAGAUGACACCGUUGUUCAAGUCAAGGUCCAGUGUUACACCCGCCUGAUGAAGAAGGCGAAGAAACAUUUCAAGAAGGCAGCGAAGAAGGUUACAUCCGACAAGGAGGACUGCAGGAUGGUCAGGCUGUUGAGUGAGGCUAGGGAGAUCACCACCUCUCUCCUCGAGUCAACAGUACACCUCUUGUCCAAGCAAAUCACAGUGCCAAAAUGGUCUCUUGUCUCCAAGGCAUUCCAGAAGAAGAACUCGGUUGUUUGCAAGGAGGAGCAGUUGCAGGUCCUAGAGUGCAGUGUUGGAGAUCUUGAGUCUGGAGGGGGAAUUCUGUUCCGGAGAUUGAUCCAGAGCAGAGUUACUCUCCUAAACAUUCUUAGCUCAUAGAUACUCUUCAACGUCUGCUACUCUUGCACCGUGCGAUUGGCUUCCACGUUUUAAAGGAUUGCUGAUCUUUCCCAGUGAGUGUAUAUAUGUAGAAAUGUACAGAAUACUUCAUACAGAAAGGAAACAAAAGUUUUGAUCGAACUCA
Molecule: messenger RNA, 2527 nt
Organism: Hordeum vulgare subsp. vulgare (domesticated barley)
Lineage: Eukaryota; Viridiplantae; Streptophyta; Magnoliopsida; Poales; Poaceae
Exons: 1
Coding region: 1675-2382 (235 amino acids)
Biological process (GO): root development; shoot system development
Source: RefSeq, a predicted model, not a curated record